AUGGCCAUGGCACUAUGCGACAUGUUCACUAUGCUGUUCCCCGCACCCUGGCUGUUCUAUAUGUACACCUUCGGGAACCAUUACAAGCCUCUGAGUCCUGUGAGGGCGUGCGAGGCGUGGCAUUAUAUGAAUGAGGUGAUUCCAGCGAUGUUCCAUACGGCCAGCAUUUGGUUGACGUUGGCGUUGGCCGUGCAGAGGUAUAUCUACGUGUGCCACGCACCGGUCGCUAGGACAUGGUGCACAAUGCCAAGAGUGAAGAAGUGUCUGAUAUAUAUCGGCAUAGCGGCGUUCCUGCACCAGCUGCCCAGGUUCUUCGACCUCAAGUACGUGCCCCAUGUCACCGUGUGGCGUGGACACUUCGAAGAAGUCUGCAGGGUCGAAAUGGCGUCCUGGGUGCACGCAGUAACUCUAGACGCCUACUUUAUAACCUACUUCGCAUUCCGCGUCCUAUUCGUCCAUUUAAUCCCGUGUACCUCUUUAGUAGUCCUAAACGUCCUGCUUUUUCGAGCUAUGAGAACCGCGCAAAUAAACCGACAGAAGUUAUUCAAGGAGAACCGAAAAUCCGAAUGCAAACGCCUAAGGGAUUCAAACUGCACAACCCUAAUGCUUAUUGUAGUUGUAACCGUAUUUCUAAUGGUAGAAAUCCCCGUAGCAGUCGUUACGAUACUACAUAUAAUUUCUAGUACCUUAGUAGAGAUUCUAGACUACCACAUCGCUAACAUACUUAUUUUAAUAACCAAUUUUUUCAUAAUCGUGUCGUAUCCUAUAAAUUUUGCCAUAUACUGUGGGAUGUCACGACAAUUUAGGGAGACUUUUAAGGAGCUUUUCAUAAGAGGUGCCGUGACAAGUCGGAAUGGAGGGUCGAGUAGGUACUCCCUUGUCAAUGGCCCUAGAACGUGUACUAACGAAACUGUACUUUAAAAACUUUAAUGAUGGAAACACACUUGUUACACGCCACCACAUUCACGCCACGUAUUUUUUAUAACAUAUAAAAUAUUUUUAUAUGUCCAGGAGACUACAAAUAUCCAAAAUAUCAAAAUAGAAAGAUUUGUAUACAAAUAAACUUGUACGAGUGCUCUUUUCAAUUCAAUUCAAUUCAAUUUACAAUCAUAUUAUGGCAUACUGUAAUAAACAAUUGCAGCCCCAAGCAUUGCUGCGUCAAAUCAACGAAUUUUUUAUCAUUUACAUAAUCUUAUAUUGUAUGGCUUUUCAGAAGCAAUACUUUUAACAGAUUUUUUAACCUUAUGUUAAGGCAAGUCUAAAUUGACUGUGGAAUUUUAAAAAUAUUACACUCAUUCCAACAAAUGAUUUUCCGACUUUCUUGGGGUGGAGUGUAGCGACAAUAGGCUAUUACGAUUUACGAUUUUUAGUUUGCCUAUCGUGUGAAUUACCGAUAUUUCGGUCGCGUCGGGUGUUUAUUUACCUUCGUGGCGUGGCGUGUGGUGGAGUGGAGUGGAGUAGCGUGGCGUAGGUUGGAGUAGAGUGUUACCCAUGUUGUACAUAAAACGUUAAGUGUUUGUCAUCAUCACCAUUUUAUAUUUUAUGUAUGUAUGUUUUUUUGUUAAAAUAUGUGUACACUAUAAAAUAUCUGACGUAGUUUUUAUGAACUAUUGUAUGAUUUAUUGUAGGUAAAGAUACUUUUUCGUGGCUGUCUAGUUACCUUAUCAAAGAAAAAAUUUGAUAACUUUUUAAUAUUUAAAUAAUAGAUAGAUAUACAUAUUUGUUGUCUGUGUAUUUUAAUGUUGUACCUAUAUAUAUUGAUGAGCUAACUAUACAGUCCUUAAAUGGUGAGCCCCCAUUUAGGAAAAGUAUCUGUCUGUGUAAAUAAUAUUUUUUUAGGCUAUGAAAUCAUUGUUUUUGUAACUUAGAUAUUUGUAAAUUAAACAGUAAUACCUAAUUGUUGUAAAUAAACUUGUACAACAAAACUUUUAUGAAGAUCUAAAUAUUGUAUAACUGAUAGCAUAAUUUUACGUAAGUAAAUUAAAUUAAAUAAUUAUUAUUAAAUGGGAAAUUUUAAUUUUAUUUCUGUCGUAGGAAAUAAAAAGCGUAUUUGUGUACGAAAACUAGAAAAAGUAUCAUUAAAAAAUUGUCAUCAACUCUUUGAAUAUGUUACCUGACUAGAUAGACAGUCACAUAUCCGAUUUAUUUUUAAGUAUAUUGCAAUUUUUAAAUUUCCGUACCUCAAAAGGAAAAACGGAACUCUUAUAGGAUCCCUUUGUUGUCAGUCAGUCCGUCUGUCCGUCUGUUAGUGGUUAUGAUGCGUAUUGCUUGCUUGGUGGCUUGCUUUUCCUAUAUGUUUAGCAGUGAGAGGGCAGUGCAUAUCGCAUACUGUACAGAUUUGUCUGCUUGAGCGAAUCUAAAAAUUAAGCUUUUGGUUCCUUGAUUUCAUCAAACUAAAAAAUAUUUUGACUGUCACGUCUUUGUCCUAAUCCUUCCCAGAAACGAUCUAUUACCACUUUUACGUUAUAAUUAUAAGUAUAUCUAUCUAGACAGGAAGAUAAUCAAAAUAUGUAAUAUGAAAAAAUAACGAAAAUUUUAUAUGUUGUUAAAGGACCAUGGUGAAUUAAAAUCUAUGGUAUAGUGACAUUAUUACUAUAAUUAAAACUGUGAAAUAUUA
Maniola jurtina (meadow brown) is the source of this 2617-nucleotide messenger RNA. Its product is annotated as sex peptide receptor-like. The transcript has 4 exons. Lineage: Eukaryota; Metazoa; Arthropoda; Insecta; Lepidoptera; Nymphalidae. The record is from RefSeq and is a predicted model, not a curated record. Gene Ontology annotation, cellular component: membrane. Gene Ontology annotation, molecular function: G protein-coupled peptide receptor activity. The coding region runs from base 1 to 921 and encodes 306 amino acids. Gene Ontology annotation, biological process: G protein-coupled receptor signaling pathway.